Molecule: messenger RNA, 855 nt
Organism: Ipomoea nil (Japanese morning glory)
Lineage: Eukaryota; Viridiplantae; Streptophyta; Magnoliopsida; Solanales; Convolvulaceae
Exons: 1
Coding region: 1-855 (284 amino acids)
Source: RefSeq, a predicted model, not a curated record
AUGGAUCCACCGUCGACGACGGAGGCGGUUGCUGCGUUGAGUCAGCGCUGGGCUGACGUCGUGCUUGAUGACGAAGAGGAGGAGAUUUUCGAACCUGUGGAGGAGGGCGGUAACGGACAGCUGAUUGUGGCAGUUCGAACAUGGCGUCUCAUUGGAAGAUUCUUGACUACCAAGCUUGUGAAGAUGGAGUUUAUGAGCCAAGUCAUGGCUUCGGUAUGGCAGCCGGUUAAGGGGGUACAGGUCUCAGAAUUGCAACCAGGGCUUUUUCUCUUUGUGUUCUACCAUGAAACGGAUAUUCAAUUGGUUCUUGAGGGUGGUCCACGGUCCUUUGAGAAUCAUACGUUUGUUUGCAAACAGAUUGAAGAUGGGGUUAUUCCGGUCUCGGUUCCGUUGGAUACGGUCGACAUGUGGAUACAAGUUCAUGACUUGCCGCUUGGCUAUACUUCUGAUCUUAUUCUGGAACAAGUGGGGAAUUUUAUGGGAACUUUCAUUAAAAUUGAUGAUAGAUUUGUGAAUGCACCUUGGAAGACAUUCUACCGAAUUAGGGUUUCAAUCUCUGUAUUGAAACCACUAAAGUGGUGCAUGAAGCUUAUGAAGAGGGAUAAGACGACUUGUUGGGUUAAUUUCAAGUAUGAAAGGUUACACAACUUUUGUUACUUCUGUGGCAUGAUGGAGCAUUUACAUAAAUAUUGUUUGAAAGCACGGGAUGCAAGUAUACCGGUCGAUCAAUAUCCAUAUUGUGAAAACUUAUGCGCUAGAUUUAGGAAGGGUCCGCGCAAGGUGGGAGCUUCAUGGCUCCUUGACAAAAAUGGCAACCCAAUGGUGGAAUCCUCUUCGGAUGAUAGGCCAAAUUAA